AUGUCAAAUACUGUCUUAGAAAGAAUAUCGUGGUAUUCUGAUUUGGUCGCGACAUAUCUAAGAAUUGCCCUUAAUCCUAGUAGUGCCCUUAAUUCUUUCCUUUUUCAGCUCAGUAUGCCUGUGUAUAUCUGGAGGUCAUUGAUAGUUGCAGUGUGCGAAGAUUGUGUAGCGUGUUUCAAAUUACAUGGCAGUGGUGAGAAAUUCCCAUUUUGGAUACGUACGCUCUUGGAACCGGUCCUUGAUGAUAACACAACCAUCGUUUGGCCGUGGCAUGAAGAAAGAAAAGGGCAAUGUAGGAUUCUAGGCUUGCAAGUGUUUUUGCAACAUAACUUUAUGAAACUUGGAACAUCUUGA
Molecule: messenger RNA, 354 nt
Organism: Lathyrus sativus (Indian pea)
Lineage: Eukaryota; Viridiplantae; Streptophyta; Magnoliopsida; Fabales; Fabaceae
Source: the annotation of a GenBank genome assembly